Molecule: messenger RNA, 3401 nt
Organism: Salvelinus fontinalis (brook trout)
Lineage: Eukaryota; Metazoa; Chordata; Actinopteri; Salmoniformes; Salmonidae
Product: vacuolar protein sorting-associated protein 52 homolog
Exons: 18
Coding region: 243-2225 (660 amino acids)
Biological process (GO): endocytic recycling; lysosomal transport; Golgi to vacuole transport
Cellular component (GO): GARP complex
Molecular function (GO): syntaxin binding
Source: RefSeq, a predicted model, not a curated record
AACUUGUCCGUCUAGGAACAUGAACCGAUAUUAAAUAGCUUUUUAAACAAUAUACAAAUGAAUACAAUAUAAAUUACAUUUAAAACAGUGUAUAUUUGUAUAGUAAUUGUAUUCGACAUAUACAUAUGUAUACAUAUUUUAAACAGAUUUCAAAAUUAUCUUUUCUAAUCGUUUUUACUCAGGUAUCCCGGGGACAUUUGGAAAUAGCACACUACGUUUGUGUCUAGUUUUUUUUUUAGGCUAUGGUGGAGGGAGCAGUGACUGUAGCUGUGUUCGAUGUAAACAUAGCUGGCAACUCGACGGCGAAUGGCAUGUCAUAUUUACAAGAUGAGAUGCAGCCUGACACAGAUGCCAUGGCCCCUCUCAACCUGGGUGACUUGGACUUGACCACAGACGAGUUCAUCUUGGAUGAAGUGGAUAUUCACAUACAAGCUAAUCUGGAAGAUGACUUGGUGAAGGAGGCACUGAAAACGGAGUUGACCUCAGGCAUUACUCUAAACAGGUGGAGGGUGAAUUCCAACGAAUUGAACAAGCUUCCAUCAAAGACUAUAUCAAGGAGAGCCAGAACAUUGCCUCUCUGCACAACCAGAUCACAGCCUGUGACUCCAUACUGGAGGGUAAUCGUGGAUAGCCCGGUUACGGAGCAGGAGUUCCUUGAGCAGCUCCAUGAACUCAACAACAAGAUCAAUUUUGCCAAAGAGCUCAGCUUCAGGGAGACUUUGGCCUGCUCUGACAUCCAGGACAUCGUGGACCGCCUGAAAAUCAAGGCUGUCACAAAGAUCAGAGAAUUUAUCCUGCAGAAGAUUUAUUCCUUCAGAAAGCCCAUGACCAACUAUCAAAUCCCCCAGAACACUCUCCUUAAGUACAGGUUUUUCUAUCAGUUCCUCUUGGCAAACGAAAGCACAGUAGCUAAGGAGAUCAGGGAUGUGUACGUGGACACCAUGAGUAAGAUCUACUACAGCUACUUCAAGUCCUACAGCGGCAGGCUGCUCAAAGUACAGUAUGAGGAGGUGGCAGACAAAGAUGACCUGAUGGGAGUGGAAGACACGGCCAAGAAAGGUUUCUUCUCCAAGCCCUCCCUGAAGAGCAGGAACACCAUCUUCACCCUGGGCCAGCGAGAGGCCGUGCUGAGCCCUGCCGAGCUGGAGGGGCCCAUCCUCAUCCCCCACACUGCCCAGAGAGGAGACUGCAGGUAUCCCUAUGAGACGCUGUUCCGCAGUCAGCACUACGCCCUCUUGGACAACGGCUGUCGAGAGUUCCUCUUCCUGUUUGACUUCUUCAUGGUGGCUGGAAACUCUGCGCUGGAUCUCUUCAACAGCAUCAUGGGAAAGACACUCAGCUUGUUCCUGAAGAGCAUGUCCACCUAUGUAUCGGAUUGCUACGAUAGCAUUGCUGUGUUUCUGUGUAUCCACAUCAUCCUGCGUUUCAGAGCCAUCACAACCAAGAGGGCCAUCCCAGCCCUGGACAAGUACUGGGAGGCGGUUCUGGAGCUGCUGUGGCCCAGGUUUGAGCUCAUCCUGGAGAUAAACAUUCAGAGCAUCUGCAACACGGACCCCCAGAACCUGGGCGUGUUGGACACCAGACCACACUAUAUCACACGUAGAUACGCAGAGUUCUCUUCUGCCAUCGUUAGCAUUAACCAGACAUUCACCAGCGAGCGAACCAACACCCUCCUUGGCCAACUGCAGGUUGAAGUGGAGAACUUUGUCCUGAAGAUGGCUGCAGAGUUCCCUUCACGCAGGGACCAGCUCAUCUUCCUCAUCAACAACUACGACAUGAUGCUCAAUGUACUCAUGGAGAGGGCAGCCGAUGACAGUAAAGAGGUUGAGGGCUUCCAGCAGCUCCUCCAGGCCAGGAGCCAGGAGUUUAUUGAGGAGAUUCUGUCCUCCCCCUUUGGUGGCAUGAUAGCGUUUGUGAAGGCGAGCGAGGCGUUGAUAGAGAAAGGCCAGCUGGAUAGACUAAAGAAGGAUGAAGCUACUGUUUGGUUUUCCAGCACAUGGAAACAGGCUGUGGAAGCUCUGAGUCAGGAUGUCAUGAGAUCCUUCACCAACUUCAAGAACGGCACUGGUAUCAUUCAGGGGGCGCUCACUCAGCUCAUCCAGUACUACCAUGGCUUCCACAAGGUGCUGUCCCAGCCCACCUUCCGCAGCCUGGCCGUGCGCUCGGAGCUCAUCAACCUACACCACCUCAUGGUCGAGGUCAAGAAACACAAGCCCAACUUCUAACUGGACACUUCCAAGGGUAGAGACUGAGGAAUGAUGGGGAUGUGAUGGAUUAAAUGAAGAUGCUCAAAAUCAGACAUGGCCUGAUUGGAAACAAGUAGAAGAGUAUAUCCCUUUGCUUGUGACAUCGCUCCACUGAUUAAGGACAGUGUAUUGCACGUGGGAUCCUGUCGUUUGUGAUUUGACAUUGUAUCAAUGUAUUUAUGCCAGCAGCAUACCACCCUGCAUACCACUGCUGGCUUGCUUCUGAAGCUAAGCAGGGUUGGUCCUGGUCAGUCCCUGGAUGGGAGACCAGAUGCUGCUGGAAGUGGUAUUGGAGGGCCAGUAGGAGGCACUCUUUCCUCUGGUCUAAUAAAAUAUCCCAAUGCCCCAGGGCAGUGAUUGGGGACACUGCCCUGUGUGUAGGGUGCCGUCUUUCGGAUGGGACGUUAAACGGGUGUCCUGACUCUCUGAGGUCAUUAAAGAUCCCAUGGCACUUAUCGUAAGAGUAGGGGUGUUAACCCCGGUGUCCUGGCUAAAUUCUCAAUCUGGCCCUCAAACCAUCAUGGUCACCUAAUAAUCCCCAGUUUACAAUUGGCUCAUUCAUCCCCCUCCUCUCCCCUGUAACUAUUCCCCAGGUCGUUGCUGCAAAUGAGAACGUGUUCUCAGUCAACUUACCUGGUAAAAUAACGGUAAAAUAAAAAUAAAAAAAUAGGUAAGGUCUUGUGUGAAAGUGCUACCUUUUUUUUCAUGGGUGCUGGGUUCUUUGCUUUCGGGGAGGGGAUAGGGGAAGGUUCAGUGGUUAUAUGGAUUGACAGGAGAGAUCACAGAAAUCAAAGGCUGUAAGAAGAAAUAGAGUAGAUGGUCUAUUCCAGACAGGGCUAUACAACUCAGGCCCUCAAGUUGCUGGUUUUCAUUUCUCCCUAGCACAUAACUGAUCAAUUACUUUCCCAGAUAAAAUCCAGGUAGAAUCCAGUCUUUGGAUUCACAGUCAUACCCACAGUCUAUUAUGAUUGUGAGAGGGAGGAGCAAGAGGUAGGAGGUAUCAUUGAAGUUCAGUGUGAAAAGGAAAAGAGUGGUAUCUCCCAGGCCCUUGUUCUGUGUUCUCACACAUGUACACUGAACAAAAAUAUAAACGUUACAUGUAAAGUGUUGGUCCCAAGUUUCAUCAAGCUGAAAUAAAAAGAUCCAUACAUUUUC